AAAGACUUAGCGGUUGCAAGAUGAAAUAUCUGUCUACUUACCUUCUCUGUUUAAAAAUUGUAAACAAAAGUUGCUGUCCAGUCUGAAAAUCUGAGAUGUGAACGUUGAUUGCAAUGGAAGAAAAAGAGAAUGCAAAAUUGCAUAAAGAAGAGGGUGACAUCUUAAGAAUAACUGUACAUUUCUGUGAUAAAAUAAAAUCUGAUAUUUUAUUAACACAUCCAAUUGUUUGUAUGCAUGUUGUUGAUGCUACUGAUGGCAGUUAUAUUAAAAAAUGUGACAGAAAUCGUUCAGUUACCUUCUUUUAUGAAAAUCAGAGGGGUGAUGUUGACUACAUAAUGCCUAUUAUGACUCAACCAUGUACAGCAUCAGGAGAAAAAUUGCAUCUGCUUAUUUGGGAAGAAUCUUUCAUUUUAAAUGAAUGCUUUGAUUAUUUUGUGAAGAAGGACCUAAAUGUUGUGUUGUUUUUUGAAAUCAUAGAUCUAAAUCCUGCGUUUCGUACCAAGCAAAGAUAUGAAAGAUUAAAUCGAAACAGAUUGCAGAAAAUUGCCUGGGCAUUUUUAAAGGUUGCAGGCUCAAAUGAUGUGAUUAACACUGGAUCUAAGAUGCGACUGCAGUUAUUUAAACCAUGUUCUCACUAUAAGAACAGUAAAUCAUCCAAGAUAGAAGUAUAUAACUGGUGGCGUUACCUACCAAGAAUGCCACUUCAAGCUUCAAUUUAUGUUAGUGUUGAACCAUAUUCUUCUGUUACUGUUGAACCAGCUUUACGCUCAAUGCUUCCAAUGCAAGAG
Molecule: messenger RNA, 788 nt
Organism: Stegodyphus dumicola
Lineage: Eukaryota; Metazoa; Arthropoda; Arachnida; Araneae; Eresidae
Product: jouberin-like
Biological process (GO): motile cilium assembly
Cellular component (GO): ciliary basal body
Molecular function (GO): protein binding
Source: RefSeq, a predicted model, not a curated record